AUGUGGAAAGCUGAGCAACAACAAGAAUAUAUAAAUGAGGAUAUAGUGGAUGAUGAGGAUGAUAUGUCUUCAUCUAUUUCCUCACCCAGUAUACCAGAUGAGAACAUCAAUUUUGAUCUUGUUUAUGCUCUUCAUACCUUUGUAGCUACUGUAGAAGGACAAGCUUCGGUUGUAAAAGGGGAUGCACUUAUCCUUAUGGAAGAUACCAAUAUUUAUUGGUGGUUAGUGGAGGUACUGAAGACAAAAGAAGUUGGUUAUAUUCCAGCAGAGAAUAUUGAAACACCCUAUGAAAGAUUGGCUCGGUUAAAUAAACACCGAAAUAUUGAGAUUACUUCACCUUCAAUUCAGGAUAUUGCACCUUUACCACUUUCUUCGAAUUCAACUCGUCGUGUGACUAUUGGGGAAAAUGCGAAACAAAUCUUUCAUUAUGAAGUUGAAUCUGACAUUGAAGACCUACAAGAUGAACUUGCUUUAGAUGAAGAAUUGAUUGAACAAGUUCAUGAUCAACAACAACAGACAGAAAACGAAAUGACAAUAGAGGAAGAAGAAUGGCAUGAAAAAAAAUGGGAGGAAGAAAUAUCAAACAAACUAGUGAAAUCAACUUCUUCAACAUCGUUAACAGGAUCAAUAACAGCAACCACAACGAUGGAUGAAAUGGACCUUCGCGUCUUUGCUGGUAACAUUGGACAGGGACCCCUUUUCCACACCUUUACCAUUUCACCCUCUACCACUGCGGAUGAAGUGAUCAAGAUAGCAGUAGAAAGAUUUGAAAUAACGACAGAGGAUACAGCCAUCGAAUAUUAUCUUGCUGUGCAAGGUAUGGAUGGAGAUGAAUAUAUUCUUUCAGUACAAGAUAAACCAUUUUCCAUCUUCAGGACCUUGACAGAUUCACUUACGACACCUAUGCCAUCCUUAUCACAUAUUCGUCGUGUCUCGCAACAAUCUAUUUCCUCUCUGACACGACCUCGUUCAAGUAGUUUUAAUGAACAAACCUCGUUUGAUGAAGAUUCCGUCAUUCGUUUCUAUUUACAUCGACGUAUUAAAAGAGCUCAUGAGCGUGAGGGAUUAGUCUAUAUUAAGGUCUCCUUCUUUAACGUUCAGCAACCACAAAUGCUGGAAAUUGAUCGUAUGGAUAAAGUGAUUGCAGUACAAAGAGAAUCACCGAUUGGUGCGGUGAUUAAUUUAGCACUAAAAAAGUUUCAUGUACCUGAUGGACAAGCUGAUGCUUAUAGUAAGUUAGAUCCAUUACUUGGAAAAUAUAAAAUGUCUGUACGAGGCAAUGGCAAAGAAAUUGAAUUAAAUCCAUAUGUGCUUAUAUCUGAUGUUUUAUUGGAUCAACAAUCUUCUUCACCUAAUCAUGUUGGCCCUAUCACGAGCGAUCUUUUAUUUAUCUUACGUAAAGCAAUUUCAACACAAAAAAGGAAAUCUCAAAAGGAAAGACAUAAUAAUAAAAAAUUAGAUGGAAAAGACGAUCUAUGUCUCCCUACACCAUUACUUACAACUUCAUCAGAAGGUCGUUUAAGAAGACCUAGUAUUUUAGAUAUCUUGAUGGAUAACAGUCCCGGACCUUUAACAGAACGUAGACCAAGUGCCAUGUCUAAUUUAUUAUUGGUUGACGACAACAGCAGGAGACAAACGAGUUCGAUUACAAAGCAACAAAAUUCACCUUCAACGACAACAACAACUUCUUCUUCCUCUUCUUCUUCUCUUUUACCUUCUAAUUCUUCAAUUAAACCACGAAAACCUUCUUCUUCACAAACAAGUUCCUCUUCUUUACUAGAACAAGAUAUGAGAAUAGCCGAGAAAAAGAAGGAAAGUUUAAAGCAACAAUUAAAACGUUUAGUAGGCUGGGGUUCUUCAUCUACAAAAGUAAAACAUCAACAAGAUCUUGUCACUAUUCAUACUUCUCCAACACCAGCACCACACGUAUCAACAUCACCACCACCACCACCACCACCACCACCAUUACCAUCUCAUCAUCAAGAAAAUAGCCAUCAACAUACUUCCUCUGCAAUGCUGGCUAUCGAUUCGAAUCCUAUUUCAAAAAUAUCAUCUAUUUCUUCAAGUGGCGGUUCAUCUACCUCUUCUGUUACAUCACAAGAAAUUGCUGCUGUUGUCACUGCUGUUUCUACUGAUAUGAUAACAACUGCUACUUCAUCAGGAUUGUUAGUCAUGAAGGUAGAAGAAGAAGAAGAAGAUGAAAUGGAUGAAGAGGAUGAUAAGGAGAAAAAGAUGAAUAUGAGUAUAUUGACAACAUCUGAGCAACAACAAGAUGUAUCAACAGUGGAUAUAAAAGCGCAAUAUACAAUGUGGAUGAAUAGUCAAGAACAGCAACAGCAAGAUGGUUCAGCCUUUAAAAAGCCCUUACCAUCUCCCAUUCAAAAUAGAAAUAGACUUAAUAAUUCAUCUUUACCCACUUUGACAACUUGUACUACUAACCCUUCUAUUGCCUCUACUACGAUGACUACGACGACUACAACGACGACGACGACGACGACGACGACGACUACUCCAAAUCCAACUCCGACUUCGAUGCUAGCUGAAGACAAAUCGAAUAAAGUCCUCGCUGGUGGCAAUGAUGAAGAUGAUCUCUUUAUCUUGGUUACUCAUGGUGUUGAUUUCUUAACAUUACGUGAGAAUACAAAAUGGGAAGAAGACGGUGGUUAUGAUUUUCACCCUUGGAAUCGACCCCAAAGUUCUUUUGCAGCCGUUAAAUCUCAACAACAGGAGAUACAUGAUAGUAAUGAACAAGUAUUAAAAUCAUUAUUGUUGGGUUCAACUACCUCAGGAGAAAAUCAAACAGAAAUAAGAGAAGAAGAAGUAGUAAUGGUUUCAGUAGAAACAGAAGGAGAAGAAGAAAGAGGAGGAGAAGAAAAAGAAGAAGAAGAAGAAGAACAAGUCAUGAUUGAAGCUGAACAAGAAGAAACAAAACUCAUUUCACCACCAUUAACUCCCUUACAACAAGAAGAGGUUCAGCAACAUUCAGGUUCCAUUGCUAAACAUGUUUUAUGUGCCAAAGUUGAACAACAACAACAACAACAACAACAACAUGAAUCAUUAGAUGAUGAGGAAUUACAUCGUAUUGUUGCAGCUCAUAUUGUGUUUUAA
Messenger RNA from Cokeromyces recurvatus, 3108 nucleotides. RefSeq lists its product as uncharacterized. The transcript is spliced from 5 exons. The record is from RefSeq and is a predicted model, not a curated record. Gene Ontology annotation, molecular function: protein binding. Gene Ontology annotation, cellular component: microtubule cytoskeleton; cell tip. The coding region runs from base 1 to 3108 and encodes 1035 amino acids. Lineage: Eukaryota; Fungi; Mucoromycota; Mucoromycetes; Mucorales; Mucoraceae. Gene Ontology annotation, biological process: establishment or maintenance of actin cytoskeleton polarity; signal transduction.